AUGAACCAAAAGGGAGACUUGCUACCUCUAUAAAAUGAGACGGAGUCGAUGAAGAAUAGAACCAUCUCUCCCUCAGAAGAUACCUUAAGUAACUUUGUGAAAUUGAAGAUUUGCUGUGCCGUUGGAAAUGAAAGGAAACACGCUAGCAUGGUUGCUGUACGUGGUGGCAAUAUGGCUUUGGUUUGGAUCAACCAGCUUGGCGGGGCCAGUAGCCUACACAUCUCUCCAAGACUACCCGACGGUGAGGUUUACUACUGGAUAUGCCACUGCAGGAAGCUACAGGCUCUUUAUCACCAGUUUGCGCAACCGCUUAGCGACUGGACAGGACGUAAGGCAUGGAAUACCAGUGCUGCGUGACAGAGUUGGUUUGCCUAUAGUCCAAAGGUUUGUCUUAGUUGAACUCUCAAAUUGGCUUCAGGAACCUGUUAUUCUAGCACUGGAUGUCACUACUGCCAAUGUGGUUGGUUUUCGUGCUGGAAAAAAUGCCUAUUUCUUUCACCCCGACAAUCCAGAUGAUGCACAGGCGAUUACCCAUCUCUUCAAAGACACUACUCAAAGGCAAACAUUCAAUUUUAGCGGAAAUUAUAGUGCACUUGAAAAUCAAGCACAUGAAGAGAGAGAUAAAAUCGACUUGGGGAUCCAGCCACUAGAAGAAGCUAUCUCGUCGAUAUAUCUGUAUAGCCUUGGCCAGGCUCCUCUAAGAGCCUUGGCUAGUGACCUUAUAGUGUGCAUUCAGAUGGUCUCGGAGGCAGCAAGAUUCGGGUAUAUUGAGGAGCGCAUUGGCCAAAGCAUUACAAGUUCGACACCAUUUCGACCGCGGGGCAGAAUCCUUAGCUAUGAGAGAAGCUGGGAAGACCUCUCUAGUGCCAUCCAGCAAUCUCUUCAACAAGUCUUUAAGCGGGUUCGACUUCAAGACGAGAGCUAUCGAGUGUUCUAUGUGGACAAUGUGAGGGAUGUACUGAUUUACACCAGCUUAGCUCUAAUGAAAUUCAGAUGCCAAUCCCCACGAAAAUCAUCAUCUGGGUUCUCUUUGGUUAUAAAGCCUGUGGUGCCAAAUUUUGCUGAUGGUCUUGUUUGUGAAGAGCCAGAGCCGACAGUGCGUAUUUCCGGUCGAGAUGGUCUUUGUGUUGAUGUGAGAUUUGGAAGCUACGCCAAUGGAAAUGCAAUACAGCUGUGGCCGUGCAAAUCUAAUUCAGAUGUGAACCAACUUUGGACCUUGAAAAGAGAUGGCACGAUCCGUUCAAAUGGCAAGUGCUUGACUAGUAACGGGCAUGCACCCGGAGACAGAAUGAUGAUAUAUGAUUGCCCAUCUGCUGUGACUAAUGCCACCUCUUGGCAAAUAUGGGAAAACGGAACUAUCAUGUCGAAAUCCGGUCUAGUUUUGGCUGCACCAGGGGGGAGUUUUACCACACUUACAGUAGAGAACAACACUUAUGCAGCCAGUCAAUCUUGGCUUCCAAGUAACAACACAGAACCCAUAGUGACAUCCAUUCUCGGGCUUCGUUAUUAUUGCUUGGAAGCAAACGGAAACGACGUGUGGUUAGACAAGUGUGCAAGCAACAAGACGGAACAAAAAUGGGCUCUUUACAGAGAUGGUUCGGUACGGCCUGAGCACAACCGGGACAGCUGCCUUACAAAUGAUCCGAAGAAAGGUAUAAUUGUCGAGAUUCAGUCUUGCAGCCCUGCAUCGUCAGGCCAGCUAUGGGCAUUCAGAAAUGAUGGCACCAUAUGGAAUUUGCACCAACAAAAGGUGCUGGAUGUGGCAUACGCCGAUCCAGACAUAAAGCGGAUAGUCAUUUGGAAAUACAAAGGACAAGCUAAUCAGAAGUGGGCGUUGCUUUGAUCAGAUGGAGUUGUAUGCGUGUAUGCUUAAAUAAAAAAGGGCAUCAAGUUAUUGUUGUCCGAUAUUGUAAUAAGAGCAAGCAUGGCCAUCGUCCUAUGCUAGCUAUAUCUCGAUCAAUGAAUGUGUUAAUCUCUAUUA
This is a messenger RNA of Ricinus communis (castor bean), 1981 nucleotides long. Its product is annotated as ricin-like. The transcript is spliced from 2 exons. Gene Ontology annotation, molecular function: rRNA N-glycosylase activity. The record is from RefSeq and is a predicted model, not a curated record. The coding region runs from base 128 to 1843 and encodes 571 amino acids. Lineage: Eukaryota; Viridiplantae; Streptophyta; Magnoliopsida; Malpighiales; Euphorbiaceae. Gene Ontology annotation, biological process: negative regulation of translation.